CAGUGGUUCCUGCUCCACUCCAGCAUCGGCGUCUCCGCCAUGCACAUGCAGCUCCUCAAAAACAACAAGGUCGUCAUCUUCGACCGCAUGGACAUGGGACCCUCCAACCUCUCUCUCCCCAGAACCUACUGCAUUCACAGGCCCAACAAGACCCUGCUAGAUUGCACCGCUCACUCCCUCUUAUACGACGUCCCUUCCAACACCUUCCGUCCCCUCCUCGUCAAGACCGACACGUGGUGCUCCUCCGGCUCCGUCGACCCCGACGGGACUCUAAUCCAAACCGGCGGCUUCACAGAUGGGGAGCGCGUCGUCCGCACGUUUACCCCCUGCGACGACAAGGCCUGCGAGUGGCAAGAGUUUCCCGGAGGCCUCAAAGACCGCCGGUGGUACGCGUCGAACCAGGUACUCCCCGACGGGCGCGUGAUAAUCCUCGGAGGUCGCCAAGCUUACACGUACGAGUUCUUUCCAAACCACAGGCCGCCGCCGCCGACGAGUUACUACAUGAGGUUCCUGAGGGAGACGACGGACCGUUACGGCGACGAGAACAAUCUUUAUCCGUUUCUGCAUCUCUUGCCGGACGGCAAUCUUUUCGUCUUCGCUAACCGGAGGUCGAUCUUGUUCGACUAUAAAAGAAACCGGAUCGUGAAAGAGCUCCCUCUUAUUCCCGGCGCGUACAAGAGGAACUAUCCAAGUACCGGGUCUUCGGUGUUGCUUCCUCUCAGGUUGAACGGGACUCAUGGCUUGCCCGAAGCGGAGGUGAUGGUAUGCGGAGGUGCGCCGUGCGGUGCUUUUAACAUGUCGGAUAAGAAUCGGGUAUUCGUAUCCGCGGCUAAUACGUGUGGGAGGCUGAGAGUGACCGACCCGCAGCCCCGGUGGGUGAUGGAGGAGAUGCCGAUGCCUCGGGUCAUGUCCGACAUGCUACUGUUACCAACUGGUGACGUGCUCCUCAUCAACGGUGCAAUGAACGGGACAGCUGGCUGGGAGGACGCCACCAACCCGGUUUACAGCCCGGUUAUAUACCGCCCAAACGAGCCCGACCCGGAACGCAGAUUCGUGGUGCUGAAGCCGUCGAGAAUCCCCAGGAUGUACCACUCCACAGCCGUGCUGCUUCCAGAUGGCAGGAUAUUAGUGGGCGGGAGCAACCCUCACACGAGAUACAACUUCACAGCGAAACCUUUUCCAACGGAUUUGAGUUUAGAGGCGUAUCACCCGUAUUACCUGUAUCCACUUGUCUCCCCUCUGCGCCCUUCGAUCUUAUCGGUGGAGUCGUUGGGGAGUACCGUAUCGUAUGGGCAGGUGUUCUCGGUGACAUUCGUGUUGAGGGUGUUUCGGCCGGAACGGGGGAUCGAUGUGUCGCUCAUAGCGCCGCCGUUUAACACUCACUCGUCCUCAAUGAGCCAGAGGAUGGUUUUUGUGGAGGUGGUUGGACUGGAACAACUGAGCUUCUUUACUUUUAAGAUUACGGUUAUUGGGCCCCCAACUAAGACUGUGGCCCCACCCGGAUACUAUAUGCUUUUCGUCGUCCACGCUGCAAUUCCUAGCCAUGCUGUCUGGGUGAAGGUUCAGCACUGA
This is a messenger RNA of Corylus avellana, 1572 nucleotides long. Its product is annotated as glyoxal oxidase-related protein. NCBI's taxonomy places the organism in Eukaryota, Viridiplantae, Streptophyta, Magnoliopsida, Fagales, Betulaceae. The record is from RefSeq and is a predicted model, not a curated record.